AUGGAAAAAAACAGCGAGUUGUGUGGUGUGCUGGCCCUUAAGGCUGUGUAUGUGGAAAAGUCAAAUGUGGCUAUACCAACAUCGAAGCCGCCACAUUGCCUUACUCCGGCUUUGUUCUUUUCCGAAUUUUCCAACGUAAACAAUUCAAAAUAUUACGAAGUUUUGAAUUUAAAAAAAAACUGCACCACGGAUGAAGGAGCCCCAAAUAAACAUAAAAUUGUGUUCAAUGGUGAAGCAGACGAAAAGCCAAAUGUAAUUACAGGAAAUCUUGUCGUCAUACUGAAUGAGAAACCACAUCAGCUAUUUAGGAGAGAAGGAGUCGAUUUAUUUAUCUCACAUAAAAUUUCCUUGUACGAAUCGCUAACCGGUUUUGUUGCAGAAAUUAUGCACUUGGAUGAGAGGAAAAUUUUAGUUGACUGUACAAACUCUGGGUUUGUGAGACAUGGAGAUAUUAGAGAAAUCGCAGAAGAAGGAAUGCCAACGUAUAAGGAUCCAUUUAAAAAGGGGAACCUCUACAUUACCUUUGAGGUGGAGUAUCCUAUGGAUUUAAUCGUAACAAAUGAGAAGAAGGAAAUUUUGAAGAUUUUAAAAAAGCAAAAUGAAAUUGAAAAGAGCUACGAUUUGGAAAAUAGCGAAUGUGAAGUUGUUACGUGCCAGCCGGUCGAUAAGGAAUACCUCAAACAGAGACUCAGCAAACAGCAGCAGCAGGAUGCCUACGAUGACGAAGAUCAUCAGCCCGAGAUGGAGGGUCAGAGAGUGGCCUGCGCGCAGCAGUGA
Molecule: messenger RNA, 777 nt
Organism: Plasmodium cynomolgi strain B
Lineage: Eukaryota; Apicomplexa; Aconoidasida; Haemosporida; Plasmodiidae
Product: DnaJ domain containing protein
Exons: 3
Coding region: 1-777 (258 amino acids)
Biological process (GO): protein refolding
Cellular component (GO): cytoplasm; cytosol
Molecular function (GO): Hsp70 protein binding
Source: RefSeq, a predicted model, not a curated record